This is a messenger RNA of Spodoptera littoralis (African cotton leafworm), 924 nucleotides long. Lineage: Eukaryota; Metazoa; Arthropoda; Insecta; Lepidoptera; Noctuidae. The record is from the annotation of a GenBank genome assembly.
AUGUCUGCACCAUCAAAAGUCAACAAGGAAAACUUCCGCCUCCUGGAUUUGUCUAGCGACGAAGAGUCUGAAGACUUGCAGCUAGAAAUAAUUCCAAGCAGAAAGAAGAAAAUCACAAGACGUGAACGCAGCAGAAAUCCAGCCCCCGCAGCACUUGAACACAACAUUGGAGCUGAGGUACAAUGUGCUCUGCGUUGGGCUGUGAGGGGCACCCUCCUACUAUGGCUGCUCAUGCUGACCUGGAUAUGUGCUGCGCUAUAUGACCAAGUUACUACCAUGCGGGUAGAUAUAGGACAUGUAUCAAGAAGCAGCAACAGCGUAGACGACGCGUUACAAGUAUGCCACACGACUGCAAAGGAAUUACGAGCGAAUGCCAGUGCACUAAGUGCGAAAUUCGCAGCACUGGACCAGGAACACAAAGAACUGACGCAGAGGGUAGCUCAGGCGGCGCAGGAGCUCGCUGCCGUGUCAGAACAGCUGUCAGCAGCACCCAAGUUAGCUGACACACCGAGAAGACUGGCCGAACUACAGAGAACAGUCGCGACAUUUGGUUCACAGAUCAACGGUUUCGACAGUACAAUAAGUUCGACCCACAAACAAGCUUUAGCAGCAGUAACAGGGGUAGAAGAAGUAAGAAAUCUUCUUCACCAACUAGAUGCGAAGGCGAAUGAGACUAUAGCCAACGUCACAGCGAACACGAAGCGUGACGAAGAGAUCCGAACGGACCUCGGGAACCUUAACAGUACCCUCACAAGCAAAGUUGAAGCCUUGCAGACUAGGAUACAGGAAAUCACUAAGCCUGUAAGCACAGCGGCGCCGACGGCGGCGACGGCCGCGACGGCAGCAAGCGCGGUGCCGCCUACUAACUCUACCACUACCACCACAACGACACUACCGCCUGGGAAACCGUCAGUGCUACAAUGA